Molecule: messenger RNA, 2321 nt
Organism: Neopsephotus bourkii (Bourke's parrot)
Lineage: Eukaryota; Metazoa; Chordata; Aves; Psittaciformes; Psittacidae
Gene: YARS1
Product: tyrosyl-tRNA synthetase 1
Exons: 14
Coding region: 162-1769 (535 amino acids)
Biological process (GO): tyrosyl-tRNA aminoacylation
Molecular function (GO): tRNA binding; ATP binding; tyrosine-tRNA ligase activity
Source: RefSeq, a predicted model, not a curated record
GCGCUCACCCUCCGCCAUCUUAACGGCGCGGGCACCCCGCGCCCUUCGCGAGGCGCUGCCUGAUUGGUGGAGCGCGGCCACGCCCCCUCCUCAUCGGCAGCUCGGCGCUCUGGCGGCGGAAGUGACGUCCAGGCGCGGCAGGCGAGCGCCGAGCGGGGCUGAUGCAACCCGGCGGAGCCGCCGCCAUGGAGCCCGCGCCCAGCCCGCAGGAGAAGUAUCAGCUCAUCACCCGGAACCUGCAGGAGGUGCUGGGGGAGGAUAAGCUCAUGGCCAUCCUGAAGGAGCGAGAGCUGAAGAUCUACUGGGGCACGGCCACCACGGGCAAGCCGCACGUUGCCUACUUCGUGCCCAUGUCCAAGAUCGCGGACUUCCUGAAGGCUGGAUGUGAGGUGACCAUACUCUUUGCUGACCUCCACGCUUACCUGGACAACAUGAAGGCGCCCUGGGAGCUGCUGGAGCUGCGGACUCGCUACUAUGAGAACGUGAUCAAAGCCGUGCUGGAGAGCAUUGGGGUGCCCUUGGAGAAGCUGAAGUUCGUGCGGGGCACUGACUACCAGCUCAGCAAGGAAUACACGCUGGACGUGUAUCGCCUCUCGUCCAUGGUGACGCAGCACGACGCCAAGAAGGCAGGAGCAGAGGUGGUGAAGGAGGUGGAGCACCCAUUGCUGAGUGGUUUGCUCUACCCUAGCCUGCAGGCCCUGGAUGAGGAAUACCUCAAGGUCGAUGCCCAGUUUGGAGGAGUUGAUCAGAGGAAGAUAUUCACCUUUGCAGAGAAGUACCUUCCUUCCCUGGGCUAUGCCAAGCGCGUCCAUUUGAUGAACCCCAUGGUUCCUGGUCUGACAGGCAGCAAAAUGAGCUCCUCAGAAGAGGACUCAAAGAUUGAUCUUCUGGACCGCAAGGAGGAUGUAAAGAAGAAGCUGAAGAAGGCUUUCUGUGAGCCAGGGAACGUGGAGAACAACGGGGUCCUCUCCUUCAUCAAGCACGUCCUCUUUCCCCUCAAGUCAGAGUUUGUGGUUCUGCGAGACGAGAAAUGGGGAGGAAACAAAACCUACACAGCCUAUGAGGCCCUGGAGAAGGACUUUGCUGAGCAGGUUGUGCACCCUGGGGACCUCAAGAACUCGGUGGAAGUGGCCCUGAACAAGCUCCUUGACCCUAUCAGAGAGAAAUUCAACAGCCCAGAGCUGAAGAAGCUGACGAACGCAGCGUAUCCCGACCCCUCCAAAGCCAAGCCUGCAGAGAAGGGCACCAAGAACUCGGAGCCAGAGAACGUGGUCCCAUCCCGGCUGGACAUCCGCGUGGGCAAAGUGAUCAGUGUGGAAAAGCACCCGGAUGCUGACAGCCUGUACGUGGAGAAGAUCGACGUGGGGGAGCCUGAGCCCCGCACUGUGGUCAGUGGCCUGGUGCAGUUUGUGCCCAGGGAGCAGCUGCAGGACAGGCUGGUGGUGCUGCUUUGCAACCUCAAACCCCAGAAGAUGAGGGGUGUGGAGUCGCAGGGCAUGGUGCUGUGUGCCUCCAGCCUGGGGGAGCCACGGCUGGUGGAGCCCCUGGACCCGCCGGCCGGGUGCUGUGCUGGGGAGCGUGUCUACGUGGAGGGUUAUGAGGGUGGACAGCCCGAUGAGGAGCUCAAGCCAAAGAAGAAGGUCUUUGAGAAGCUGCAGGCCGACUUCCGCGUCUCUGAGGACUGUGUGGCCCAGUGGAAGCAGAGAAACUUCCUGACCAAGCUGGGGACAGUCUCAUGUAAGAGCCUCAAGGGUGGGAGCAUCAGCUAACAAGUGCCAGUGCCUCCUACCUGAGUCCCACCAGCACCUCAGCCUCUUCUCCUCGUCUCUGCCAUCUCCUCCCUGGUGCUCUGAGCCAGGGGCUCAGCCCUGCAGGACCUGGGGGCUCUGGGACUCAAUUUGCAGCCUCUUCCCAUGGAGAGCUGCCUCCAGCAUCCCCCUCGCCCUGGGCCUGCUCAACUGGGGGCUGGCAGUGGCACCUAAAGGACCUAUGUGACUUAUUCUGUGGCUCUACGCUGGGGCCACUGGCUCACUCCCAGUACGGACUGGGUGCUCUGCUGCUGGUCCCCAUGGGCACAGUGCAUGGGUGCUGCAGUGAGGGCAGAAAGGGAAAGCUGCUUGCUCAAACCUGUGUUGCUGCUAUUGGAGCUGGGGGCAGCUGCCCAGCAUCAGGCAGGCCCCAUUCCCUCCUCCAUGCUUGGGGCUGUGGCCAUGGCUGGUGCUGCUCCAUGGCCAGGAGCCCUGGGGGGGGGGGACACAGGCCUUAAGCACUGACUUGGCAACCAUCUGUCUGUUGUAAAACCCAAUAAAAUGUCAGUCUGA